AUGGCUGGAAGACCCAAGAAGUCUUUGUCUGUGAUAGGAUUCACUCUCCUCUGUCUGAACACGGUUAUUUCAUCCAAAACAGCACCCAAAACACCAACUAUUGAUCAGGCAUAUUCAAAAAUCAGCAAUAGUAUCACCGUAGAGUGGACGACUGUGCCAGGGGCCACAAGUUACUUGCUCACAGCUGAAGAUGGGGACACAGUCAUUGAGACCACGGUGGCCAGUUCCCCAGGCACUGUGACAGGCCUGAAGGCUGCGACCUUGUACCAAAUCACCAUCCGAUCCAUCAGUGCCUCUGGACAAAGCGAGGCUUCGUCCCCAAAGCAGGCGAAGACAGUGUUGGCUGCACCAAUCCUGGAAGUUGGCUCUCCGAGUCCAGACUCCAUCCUUGUGAGGUGGGAUGCGGUGUACAUGGCCAUCGGCUUCUCUGUGUCGGUUAUGCGAGCCAAUGGCUUGGGUAGAAUCUGGAAGGAGAAUACCACAAACACCUCCUUGACCUUCAGCAGUUUAGAUGCUGGGACUCUCUACACUAUAAAGGCCUAUGCGUGGAAUGCCAAUGGAAUCCCUGGGGAUGACUCCACCUGCAACCAGAGAACCAGUCCUCGUGCCCCUGCCAAUAUUCAAGUCGUCUUUGACAGCGGGGCCCUGAAGGCUUCUGUUUCAUGGACACCAACAGAAGGAGCGUUCAACUACACCGUGAUGGCGUCCAGCGAUUCUUCCCAGCGGAGUUGCAGCACAGCUCUGAGUUCCUGUAGCAUCCGUUCCCUGCAGUGUGGAACGGAGUACCUGAUUUCUGUCUCGGCCAGUAACGAUGCUGGGUCCAGCAGGUCGUCCUCUGCAGUGACCCUGAAGACUGUGGCUUGUGCACCUGGGAGAGUGACAAUCCAAGAAGACCCCCCUGGUCACUUGUCCGUGGCUUGGUCUAAUGUAGAGCUGGGCGAUUACUAUGUGGCUUUCGUGAAGAGUGACGAUGGCCUGGAAGUACACUGCAAUACCUCCCUCACUCAGUGCACCUUCCUGUCCGAAUGCGGCUUUACAUACUUCAUUAGCGUAUUCGCCUAUAACAAAGCAGGACAGAGCCCCCUGGGUGAUGUGUUCAAUUACACCACAGCUCCCUGUUGUCCUAAUGACAUUAGCCCGGUGUUGGUGUCCAGUGACAGAGUGGAAAUCGCCUGGUCUCCUGUGCGUGGUGCCGAACUCUAUGAAACCAAGGCCAUAGCUGGGUACAGUGUGGUGGAGUGCAACGACCCUGCUCCUGCUUGCACCCUCUCUGCUUUGGAUUGUGACACCAAGUACAACAUCACGGUGUAUUCCUUCAGCGAGGUCCGGGGCAGCAAUCUGUCCUGCUCUUCCCGUUACAUCACCACAGCUCCUUGCAGUCCUGAGAUAAAAAAUAUUUCAAAGGAUGCAUUCUCCACGAUUAAUGUGCACUGGCGAUCUACCAAUGAAGGCGCUACUUACACGGUGACUGCCCACGGGCAGAAGGGGCUGUUCCGGUGUAGCAGUACCGGGGAGACUUGCAUGAUUGAGGGCCUGCCCUGCGGCUCUGUGUUCUCCGUCACAGCCGUGGCUGAAACUCAGGCGGGAAAGAGCCUACCCAGCUACAGCGUGCCCCUGGAAACAGUGCCGUGCUGUCCAGCUGGUCUGACAGCAGCUCAGGUCUCCCAGUCUCUAAUCAACGUGAGCUGGACUAUUGGGACAGCAGCUCAAACCUACGUGACGGUGCUGGAGUCACACAUCGGACAGUCUAAGUGUCACACCCGUCAGAACCACUGCCUUCUGGGAUGCGUUGCGUGCGGCAUCAACUACACGGUGGCACUAAAGGCCAUUAGCCCCACUGGGCUGACCGCGGACUGUGCCCACCAAAGUUAUUCCUUCAGUGCCUGCUGCCCGCUGGGGGUCAAGUUAUAUAGGCUGGGCCCUAACGGCAUCCGGAUCUACUGGCAAGCCUCCAGGGGCUCUGCCAAUUACAGUACUGACCUCUAUGGUUCCAAAGGCAUCUUCACGUGUGCCCCAAGUGCUGGCCUGAGUUUCUGCGAUGUCACCGACAUCCCCUGUGGGGACGUGUACACUGUGAUGGUCUCACCAGUUGCUGAAACAGGACUGAAGCUUACGUUCUGUCCAAAGAAGAUAUAUUCAGUCGCCUGUUCUGGAAGUACACUUGGGAUGGUGAUUUACAGAGGGAAGAGGAACGACACGGUGGGCCCCAGGUAAAAACAGACUCUCCGCGAGAGUCCCUGGGUUGUUCACGAGCAGCGACGGAAACAAGCUAUUUAGAACACAGAACGCCCGUAGGAUAGGAAAGGCCCCACUGGCCUUUACCGGAGUAAUUCGUACUCUGUAAUUUGACAGGGCAAGGUCAAGUGUGUCAUCAGCUGCAGAGAAGUCAAGAUGAGCUGUGGAGAGGAGAGAACGGUACAGAGGAACGAUCCAGGAAGGCCCUGGAAGGCUGCCAGAGUGAGUCAGCUCAUCGCCAGAGCCUGCAAGCAUAAAAGCUCUGCUUAGCAGAAAUUUCUUCCGAGGCUUCACAUCGCGACGCACCACAGAACGUUGCCCACCCCAACCCCAUGUAGCUCAGGCUGGCGUUGAAUUCUGGAUCCUUCUGCCGCAGCCUCCCAGAGUGCUAGGAUUGCAGGCAACGCGCCUUUUUGCCCAGCACUCCAUUAUAGACUUUAAUAUAUCCUGUUCAUGAGUGUCUCAACAGCUUGCCAUACAGCAUCCUCCCCGCGGGAAGGACGGGCGUGUACCCCCACAGCAGUCAGGUCACCCUCAGGAGGACAGCAUCCACCCCAAGACGCGCCUCAGUUGGGACUUUUUAGCUGGAGUCAGUUAGCAGCAGUUGCUAGGGAAACGUGGGAUAACAAACGCCCUCGGCACAAGUUCCCGGGGAAGCUGAGCUGCAUGCCUGCAGACUUCACUGAGUCAGAGCAGCAUGUGAGAAGACAUCUGCCAGAGCCUCUGGGAAAAGCAGAACCGCAGGCCUGUGGCUGGAAAGGUUGCCAUCAGGCUCUCGGGGUGAGCGAAGGCGUCGGGUGGAGCGGCAGCCAAGGGCAGAGUCUGAGACCGUGGCCGACUGACAUACACACAGCUUUUCAGGGGUUCCUCAAUCUUGUAGCCUGUUCUGUACGCUCCCCUCACAUUGUAAUGGCUUCUUUCCAUGUUUGGAGAGAAAAGCAGUGCUAUAUAACAUAAAUCUGUUGUACCUAGAACAA
Molecule: messenger RNA, 3212 nt
Organism: Peromyscus eremicus (cactus mouse)
Lineage: Eukaryota; Metazoa; Chordata; Mammalia; Rodentia; Cricetidae
Gene: Fndc7
Product: fibronectin type III domain containing 7
Exons: 13
Coding region: 1-2214 (737 amino acids)
Molecular function (GO): protein binding
Source: RefSeq, a predicted model, not a curated record